This is a messenger RNA of Terrapene triunguis (Three-toed box turtle), 2015 nucleotides long. It is a transcript of the gene TRAF3IP3, whose product is annotated as TRAF3 interacting protein 3. Bases 148 to 1860 code for a protein of 570 amino acids. The transcript has 17 exons. Lineage: Eukaryota; Metazoa; Chordata; Testudines; Emydidae. The record is from RefSeq and is a predicted model, not a curated record.
CUUUUGUGAGGAAAAGGAAAGAAAAACGUGCAGAGUGCAAACUGGAAUGUACCAUUUAAGUCAAGCUAUUGCAAAAGGAAAGAACUUCACCAAAGCAGCCAGGAGAUCAUCACAGGUUGGUGUGUUGUGUGUGGAGCCGUGGACAAUAUGAUCAGUCGAACUGAGAAGUCCCCGCGCCGGUGCAGGCGUCUGAGUGAGAGUUACGACGAGAAGUGCGAGCGCCGGCACGAGACCCGUGAGAGCUUGUGGAGGAGAAACAAUGUCACCACAUGUCGCCAUGUGGGGCAAUGUCAGAAAAAAGAGGCAGAGGAGCAGUCCCAGAGCCCCCGCCAGAAAGAGUUCCUGAAGAGAAGGAACUUAGCCACCGAAGAAGGAAAGAAACAAGUGAGGUUUCCUACUGGGACACCAGCAUCUCCGGGACAAGAGUGUGCAACAGGCACCCCCAAGGAAGCAUCCUCCUGGAUGGAUCUGAGGUCACCCACAUCCCUCCAGAAUAACAGCACCUCCAUGGUCCAUCACAAGCAUCCCCAGCACAGUCUCAACGAUCCUCGCACGCAGAACAACUGGCACUCCUGUGGCUUUUCAUCACAAAACAUCCUCCCCAAAGACAUCUCCAAGCUUAGCCGAGGCACUCAAACAUUAACAGAUUCUAGUGCAAUAAAGAAAAAUUCAAGCCAACAAACAGACUGUGGGAUAGCAGUAUUAGAUAAGGAAAUAAUUCAACUUUCCAACUACCUCAAGGAGGCGUUACAUCGAGAGCUGCUGCUGAAGCAGAAGAUGGUGAUUUUACAGGAGCUUUUAUCCACAUUGCUGCAAGCAUCAGAAAAAUCUUGGAAGGGUCAGCUGAAUGAAGACAAACUAAAGGGUAAACUGAGGGCCCUUGAAAAUCAGCUUCACACCUGUGCCCAGAAUUACUCAAAGGACAGUGUGAAGAGGAUCCUGAUGGAGAUGGAGGACCAAAAGCAGACCUAUGAGCAGAAAGCAAGAGAAGCUCUGCAGAAGCUGCUGGAGGAGAAACUCCAAGCAGAACAGCAGCUACAGAAUACUCAGAGGACCCUGGCAGUCACAGAAGACGACUGUGCUCUCUGGAAAGAACACUAUGACACAUUAAAAACAGAGUGGAAUGAGACAGCCACUAAGCAUACUGAACUGGAGAACAAGCUCUAUGUUUUGCAGAACCAACUGCAAUGGGCAGACACCCGGAAUGAUCAGCUCCGCCAGGCCCUGUGUAACUUGGAGAGUGAGCGUGAAGAUCUCUAUUCGAGAAUGGAGGCUCUACAAGUAGACGGCCAGCUCAGAAUGGAGCACGUCCGUGCAAUGGAAGGUAAAUUGCAAAAUGAACAAAAGCAAAAGCUGGCGCUGGAGGCGACAAUCACUCGUUUGCACAACCAGUUACAGAACCAGUCCAAGGAGCAGAAGGCUCAGGAAGAGGUGGUAGUAAGAAAAGCUACCCCUGCACACCAAGAAAAUCAUCAUCAAAGAUUGGGGAGUUUUGACCCCCUUCUCACCAAAGAUCAGGUUUUAACUAUGCAGAUCCAACCCCCCAGUCCAGUCAGAGAAAAACAAGAUGCUUUGUUAAAGCAUCCAGACGAUGAGGGAGAGGAAAAUCUGAAGGACCAGGUGCAGAAGAGGACAGCCCAACUCAUUGCAAAGGAAAAGGAGUGCGUGGAUCUCCGCUCUGAGCUGGAGGCCCUGAGCGACGAGUACCGCUCCUGCAUGACCAAGUUACGUCAGUGCCGAGACGAGCUCAAUCAGUUCCAGAGCAAACAGUCAAAAAGACAACGUGGCCACUGGAUCCCCCUCCUAAUGGUGGUGAUAGCAGCAGCCAUGGCGGCUUUCUUAGCCAAUUUUGUACCCUGAGAAUCCGUCCGUUUCAAUUACCUCAGCUCAGCAACUGACUCCACUGUUUUCACUGUAAUGUAUAAACAUUUUGUAGGGUUUUUGGGGGGAUAUUUUUGAGCUGGUCUCACUCCUCAACAAAUUCACACUGGUCCAAUAAAUGCCGUGAGAUCAUU